AUGAAUUCAGAAAUACCGUGGGAACGAAGCCAGCUGCUCAACCAUCUACGAGAGUCGGAUGGCGACAUCGUCGUCAGACUUACCCCGAGUCCCUCGGAAUGGCUGGUCUUAGAUCGCAAGGAGCUCGCCAAGGGCUCACCGAUGCUAAUCAGCCUUCUCAAUCCACUAUGGGGUAUCACUCCUACAUCCAUGCCCCAUCCCGUAACCGGGAUUCAAUCCGACAUGUGGGUUCUCUCGCUUGUCUGGGACGGCGUGACCUUCAAUCUUUCCCAAAGGAACGGCGACCAGCCCUUGCCGGCAUUCUCAUCUCCUUCUAGUCCAAUGACUCCAAAGUACUCCAUUAGUAGAUACACCUUACCACGGGACUCUCUCUACGAUGGCGUACACCCUGGAAUCCUAGCAGCUCAUGAUCUUUUCGUAAUGUUUGCCCUCCUUUACGACUUGCCUGUGGCUUUGGAGCACCUGCCUCUGCGGCCGCAAACCGAUCCAAGGGACAUCGUCAGACUGGGGAUCGRGCGCCUCGCCAGUAUUAUUACAUACACAGACUACUACUGUGCCGUUACCUUGUUGAGCAGUCGUCAGCUCGUACUCAAAGACCUCCUCUUCCAAUACUUGAUGUACCACACAAAGGAUGUGUUCAAGUACGGCACUACCAGUCCAUGGGUAGAGUUGCUCGGUCUGAGCAGAGACCUACAGUUCCCCGAGCUGUACAUCUUCGUCCUCUUGGAGUUAGGCAACGGCGACCUUGAUCCCACGGAGUUGGACGACCUCGCCAGCGUCCUGGGUCUUGAUUCCGCCGAUCAAGCGGCAGAGCUGAUGAGAAAGGUGCAAACCGAGUACAUGGCUGAACAUCGCGAUCAAAUGGGAAUGGUCGUGCAUAUUCCGUUGAUGGGCCUUCCAACCUACAAAGUCGACCCUCCAAUGCAAAUCAGUCAUGCGGACCGGGUCUCCCACAAUGCUCACAUCAUAGCCGGCAGCAUCUGGGAGGCUCACAUGCGUGAUUGGGCCUUCUGGCGGGGCUUGUUCUGGCGCGACGGCCAGUAUAGCCUUUCCGGCGAACAAAGCCAAUGGAAGCAGCGUUUCCCACGCUACGGUUUGUUCCAGUAUGGGGACCAUUCCAUCCGUGGACCUCUCACCGUGCCGGGCUUGCAGCAUAAAUACGUCCCGAAACACGCCCCCGACUCAGACUUUGAACUAGGUGACCGUGAGUACCCCGACGCCUGGCUCGCAUCGUAUAUAUUCUUCAUCUCGCGCCUUCGCCCCGCCAUUCUCGCAAACAACAAACCCGGUCUCUCCGUCUUCGGCACCAUCUUCGACCCGCGUAUCGUUGAAACAUGUAUAGAUCUCGCCUAUCAAAAGGAAGCUUCUUAUAUGAUACAUGGCCAAUUGGGUGUCACAGCCUACCUCGACAAAAGUGAUGUGAUCCGCAGGGAGUUUGUGGCAAAAGUCCAAAGUCUUUUGACUUGGUAUGUGGAUGAAGCGGCGGCGAUAUUCAAGACUUCCCUGAAGCCUAAAGAAGGGUCGUCGUGGGAUUUGUCUUUUACUGGGRAUAAUUUCACAUGGGCGGAGGACACCCCUGGUGUGGAUGUCAGGGAUGAUAAGUACGAAUUGCAGAAGAAAUUGGAUGAUGAGGAGGCGGGGUSGGUUAGUGGGAAUGGGGCUGUGAACCCUGGGAUCGCUUGGGAGCUUCCUGUUUAG
This is a messenger RNA of Ramularia collo-cygni, 1698 nucleotides long. RefSeq lists its product as uncharacterized. The transcript is spliced from 3 exons. Bases 1 to 1698 code for a protein of 565 amino acids. NCBI's taxonomy places the organism in Eukaryota, Fungi, Ascomycota, Dothideomycetes, Mycosphaerellales, Mycosphaerellaceae. The record is from RefSeq and is a predicted model, not a curated record.